AUGCUCAUCUUCGUCGCGACAAUGCUCGACAAGUCUCAGGAACCAUUGCUCAUCUUCUCGGACGCAGCGAAAGAACAGUGCAAGAAGUUUGGUCAACCUAUAUUCGCGCCAAAGCUGUUGUUGCUGUCCUUCCACCCUCAAACACACAACAACCCUGACACGUGUCCGCACUGUCGCCAAGGACGUUAUGUAGCAGGAGUAAUCCAGUGCAACACCCAGGACCGCGGAAGCUCAGCAAGUUGCCUCAGAAUUGUCCAAAUCUACUUGGAGAAGCUCGGCUUCAAACGCGGCAAGCGUCGUGACAAAGCCACGUACAGUGUCUCUAGUGCAUAUGCUGCUGCCCAGGACAUUUACGUACAAAAGAUGAACAAUCUCGACGCGAACACACCGGUGGUAUAUAUGGACGAAAGUUACAUUCACCAUCACUACACGCGCCACCAAGACAGCCUAUUCGACCCCACGGACGACGCUCCUCUCAAGGAGAAACAAAAAGGUCGCCGCAUGUAUUUCAUUGCAGGCAUUAUGGCUGGUAGGGCAAGUGGGGCAGAUUCGACGGUCGUCGCGCUAGACAUAUUCGAGGGUGGGAAAAAGUCCAAAGACGAUCCAAAGGACUACCAUACAAUGUUUAAUCACACGUACUUCCUGAAGUGGCUGGAGCGCGCAAUGGACUGUGUCGAGGCGCUAGGAUAG
Molecule: messenger RNA, 690 nt
Organism: Aphanomyces astaci
Lineage: Eukaryota; Oomycota; Saprolegniomycetes; Saprolegniales; Verrucalvaceae
Exons: 2
Coding region: 1-690 (229 amino acids)
Source: RefSeq, a predicted model, not a curated record